Messenger RNA from Rhodotorula graminis WP1, 939 nucleotides. RefSeq lists its product as uncharacterized. NCBI's taxonomy places the organism in Eukaryota, Fungi, Basidiomycota, Microbotryomycetes, Sporidiobolales, Sporidiobolaceae. Gene Ontology annotation, biological process: oxaloacetate metabolic process; L-glutamine metabolic process. Bases 1 to 939 code for a protein of 312 amino acids. Gene Ontology annotation, cellular component: mitochondrion. Gene Ontology annotation, molecular function: omega-amidase activity. The record is from RefSeq and is a predicted model, not a curated record. The transcript has 8 exons.
AUGGCCCUCACCGCCGCCCCACCCGUCCAGGGCAAGCCUGCUCGCCUCGCCUUCGUCCAGGUCGCGCAACCGGGCACGGGCGACGACAAGGCGCGCAACCUCGAGCACGCGCGCGACAAGAUUGCCGAGGCCGUACGUGGCGGCAAGGACGGCAAGAAGCCUGACCUCGUCGUCCUCCCUGAGAUCUUCAACUCGCCGUACGCGACGGGCUCGUUCCGAAAGUACGCCGAGCGCAUCGGCUGGAGCCCCGAGACGCGGGACGGGUUCGACGUUGCCCAGACGGAGAGCGAGAGCAUUCGGUUGCUGAGCGAGGCGGCCAAGGAGCACGGCGUGUGGCUUAUCGGCGGGUCCAUCCCGGAGCUCUCGGCGGACGACAAGGUGUACAACUCGUCGCCCAUCUUCUCCCCAGACGGCAAGCUCGUCGCCGUGCACCGCAAGGUCCACCUGUUCGACAUCGACAUUCCCGGCGGCAUCACGUUCAAGGAGAGCGAGACGUUGACGGGCGGCGAUUGGCAGACGAUCGUCGAGACGGACUUUGGCAAGAUCGGCGUCGGCAUCUGCUACGACGUGCGGUUUCCCGAGCUCGCCAUGAUCGCUGCACGGAAAGGCUGCAUCGCCAUGAUCUACCCCGCCGCGUUCAACACGACGACCGGCCCUCUGCACUGGGACCUCGUGCAGCGUGCGCGCGCCGUCGACAACCAGAUCUACGUCGGCAUGUGCUCGCCGGCUCGAGCGACCGAGGGCGACGGCUACAAGGCGUGGGGCCACUCGAGCCUGUUUGACCCGAUGGGCAAGACGGUCGGGCAGCUCGAGGAGAAGGAAGACAUCCUCUUUGUCGACCUCGACCCCGAGGUCGUCAACAAGGCGAGGGCGGGCAUCCCGGUCACGGUCCAGCGUCGGUUCGACGUCUACGCCGACGUCUCGAAGGUGGACGUGUGA